AGUGAUAUAAUAAGACUAGAAAAAUCUAAUUUUUAUUUCCAUUAUGGAUAAUAUCCAUGAAUUAAAGUCCAGCAUUAUUAAAGAGGUUCCUGUUGGAACUAAAGCUGUACUUAAUUGUGUAAGCAAUGACUUCAACCACAACUUUAUGUUUUGGCUAUUUGACAAAAAUAAAAUCAUCGGACCAGGUAACACCUAUGAUGAAAGAAAAUACAAAUAUGAGGUCUUAUCUGGACGCCUUCAUAUUGAUAAUGUGUCUCCCAAUGAGGCUGGAUACUAUAAAUGUGUGUCAAAGAAUCUUGAUGGAUCAGGCAUAUCAGUUGGAGAGGUAGAAAUGAUUGUUCAGGGUUCCAGUUCUACUGCAAUGGAUGCUAUUAAACUUGUUGCCAUAGUAGUUUCCAUAUUAAUAAUAAUUGCUUGUGCAGUUAUAUAUUUAAGAUUAAGAAAACAGUGGAAAAAGUAUGAUGGAAGGACAGUUGUGCCAGUGGAUGAAUUAGAGGAAGAGGAUGGUGAUGAGAUUUACAAUCAAACAACAACAACAAUAGAGCCAGUAGCUGGACCCAGCAGAAACCAGUCGUCUGAUCAACUACUGUAUGGCAUAGAUAAUCAAGGUCUUGAUACAGAUUUUAAUUCAGUUUUUGAGAAUAUACAAAUAAAAUCUCCAAAUGUAAGCCUCAUUUAGAAAUAUACAUAUUUAAGUAUAGGGCAAAUUUUAUGAAGAAUUUUUGAUAUUACUAAGUUUACAAUGUAAUGUCUCUUGUGUUAUUAAACUGAUCAGUGUUAUUA
Molecule: messenger RNA, 783 nt
Organism: Leptidea sinapis
Lineage: Eukaryota; Metazoa; Arthropoda; Insecta; Lepidoptera; Pieridae
Exons: 3
Coding region: 44-679 (211 amino acids)
Source: RefSeq, a predicted model, not a curated record